This is a messenger RNA of Eucalyptus grandis, 1125 nucleotides long. RefSeq names its product F-box protein CPR1. The coding region runs from base 1 to 1125 and encodes 374 amino acids. NCBI's taxonomy places the organism in Eukaryota, Viridiplantae, Streptophyta, Magnoliopsida, Myrtales, Myrtaceae. The record is from RefSeq and is a predicted model, not a curated record. Gene Ontology annotation, molecular function: protein binding. The transcript has a single exon.
AUGAUGAGGCUGGAGAACAACCUCCCUCAUGAGAUAGUCCUCGAAAUUCUCAAGAGAUUACCUGUGAAGCCUCUCAUGAGAUUCAAAUGUGUCUCCAAAUUGUGGCUUUGCACAAUUGAAGAUCCGAACUUCGUGGCCAUGCACUUGAAGCACUCCACUUUGGGUGGCACAAAUUGGUAUAUUCUUCUUACAGAUUGGUACUUUUCUCGCGAUCAAAGAAGCUCUCUGUAUCCACAAAAGUCUCUUACACUGGCUUCUCAAUCAGAAAUUGAAGUUCCAUUUAUUAGCCCAAAUGGCUAUUAUGGUGUCGUGGGUUCGUGCAAUGGAUUGAUCUGUUUUGCUGAGACUAAUGCUGAAGAUCGCAUUCAAAGGAUAUUUUUGUGGAAUUUGUUCACUAGAAAGCACAAGGCGAUUCUAAGUUCGCUUCCGGAUUAUCCGUUUGUUGACAUGUAUGCUGCUCAUAUGGUUCUAGGAUUUGGAUACAGCGAUAGGAUUGAUGACUACAAGGUUGUUAGGAUUACUUAUUUUCCUGAUAAAUACGGAAGAUACUUGGGCGAAAUAGAUCCUAAAGUUGACGUAUAUAGCCUUUGUGCAAAUUUGUGGCAGACAGUUGAAUUCAAUUUCAAGUGCGAGCUGAGCCACUUUUCGAGGGUCUCUUUCAAUGGAAAUUUGCAUUGGCUAUCGAUGGGUGUCGAUGAGGACCGUCGCCGAUCCUUUAGAUCAAUUAUCACAUUUGGGGUAGCAGGUGAGGUCUUCAACGAAAUGGCAUUGCCGAAGAGCUGUUUCAUUGGAAUCACAUAUAAUCGUGCUUACCUAGCAGAACUUAAUAGCUCGUUGGCACUGCUAAUUAAUCGUAGGGACCUGAUAGGUCGAUCUUACGAGAAGUGUUACAUUUGGGUUAUGUCUAAAUAUGGCGUGCCUGAUUCUUGGACUAAGCUGCAUACCUUGGAUCUCAAUGAAGGAGUGUCAAGAUUUCAUGGCUUCACAAGAAGUGGCGAGCUUCUUAUGCAAACGUACCAACAUGAGCUGAUUUCGUGGGAUCCGAGUGUGGGACUGACCCGACUCCUUCGAAAAUUGGGGAGAUUUGAUCUAGUAACUAUGGUGGAGAGCCUGGUUUUCCCAUAG